Messenger RNA from Carassius auratus (goldfish), 1270 nucleotides. RefSeq names its product multiple epidermal growth factor-like domains protein 6. The transcript is spliced from 4 exons. The record is from RefSeq and is a predicted model, not a curated record. Lineage: Eukaryota; Metazoa; Chordata; Actinopteri; Cypriniformes; Cyprinidae. Bases 125 to 691 code for a protein of 188 amino acids.
CUUCACACAUUAAUUUUAAAUAGCCUUGCAAGUUGACAAAUGUACUCAUAUUUAAUAUAAUUUCUCAUUUUAGAUUCGACAGUCUUUAUGUGUGCCUUCUGUCUGUUAUAAAUGUCACACGUCUAUGUCUGUCCCAGAAUGCCCUGCUGGUUCAUUCGCUGCCUGUGUGAAAACCAGGCGUCAUGUGACCAUGUGGGCGGAGCUUGUACCUGUAAGACUGGCUGGACGGGAACGUUCUGUGAAAAAUGUGUCAUUGUUUCUCCACUUAACAUAUAUUAACAUCAGCCAUAUGUGUGUGUGUGUGUGUGUGUGUGUGUGUCCAGCCUGUCCGCAGGGUUUCUAUGGUCUGGACUGUCAGCAGAAGUGUGUGUGUAUGAACGGAGCUCUCUGUGAUCAUGUCAGGGGUGAAUGUGUCUGUCCUCCUGGCUGUAACCAAAGCUUCUACGGUCCUGGCUGUGAGCGUCGCUGUCAGUGUUUGAACGGUGGAGCUCGUCUCUCGGUCUCAGGAGCCUGUGAAUGUCCGGCCGGAUUCAUCGGGGCCCUCUGUCAUCUCACGUGUCCCGCCGGUCUGUUCGGCUCUGGCUGUCAGCAGCACUGUGAUUGUGUGAACGGAGCGUCAUGUCACCACAGAACCGGACAGUGUGUCUGUCCCGCUGUGAGAGAGCGUGUAAGCAGGGCUCCUUCGGUCUGAACUGCUCUCGGUCAUGUGACUAUGCGGAGGACACCCCGUGUGACCCGGUGAGCGGCAGCUGUAUCUGCUCCUCGGGACAGACGGGCGUCCGGUGUGACAGCGGUGAGUCCAGCAGCACUAAUGCACGCUCAUGAUGAGAUGUGAAUGCAGGAACGGACGCUGCAUGUGUCUGAACGACUGGACCGGCCUCACGUGCUCACAGCGUAAACCUGCUUCACAUCACACAACUAACACCACAAGAGAACCAGGCCUUCAGAUCCACGCUUUCACUCAGCACGCUACGUUUCUUCAGCCAAAUACUAGAUCAAUAUUGAACAACUUAGAACAUGAAUUUAAUAUAUUUAAUAUUGUGCAUGAUUCUGAAUCUGGGAAUUGAAAGCUUUCGGUUUUAUGAUGGUCAGUCAAUGUUUGUGGGUUUAUUUUAAAACAGCGUUUAUUUCAUUGUGUUUUUAUAUAUUAGAAAAAAAUUGCAUAAUGAAGACAUUCACAUGCAUGUUUUUUAAUGUAAUUAAAGAGAUACUAUUAUAAUAUUUAUUAAUCGAUUAAUAUUUGGUCUCUGCUAGUAAUUUGUUUCUACUG